AUGAUUCCUCUGUUCUCGCCCUGCAUGUUCGGAGACCGAGUCCACGGGGAGGUCAGGCGCUUGAGGGAGCUCCUGGCUUCUAGGCUCUAUGAGAAUAAGCUCGACAAAAAAGGUCGCAGCGCUGCGCGCGCGCUCCUCGCGCUGACCGAAGCGCGGGACCUGUCGUUUUCCCUGCUGCAUAUGGUUCAAAUUGACAUAUCUUUGCCCUUCAAAUUUAUCGGUUUGCUCGUUACUUAUCUCAUUAUUCUACUGCAAUUUGAAAAAGUGAUAAAUCCCUCUACGGCUACUCAGGGCGCUUUAGUAACUUCGACCUUGAGUCCUUGA
This is a messenger RNA of Ostrinia furnacalis (Asian corn borer), 324 nucleotides long. RefSeq lists its product as uncharacterized. NCBI's taxonomy places the organism in Eukaryota, Metazoa, Arthropoda, Insecta, Lepidoptera, Crambidae. The record is from RefSeq and is a predicted model, not a curated record. Bases 1 to 324 code for a protein of 107 amino acids. Gene Ontology annotation, cellular component: membrane. The transcript has 2 exons. Gene Ontology annotation, biological process: sensory perception of taste.